Messenger RNA from Haplochromis burtoni (Burton's mouthbrooder), 2957 nucleotides. It is a transcript of the gene pheta2, whose product is annotated as PH domain containing endocytic trafficking adaptor 2. The coding region runs from base 260 to 1045 and encodes 261 amino acids. The record is from RefSeq and is a predicted model, not a curated record. The transcript has 5 exons. NCBI's taxonomy places the organism in Eukaryota, Metazoa, Chordata, Actinopteri, Cichliformes, Cichlidae. Gene Ontology annotation, biological process: receptor recycling; retrograde transport, endosome to Golgi; endosome organization. Gene Ontology annotation, cellular component: recycling endosome; trans-Golgi network; early endosome.
GUUACCAGGGUUUUGUUACCAGGAAGUGGGUCGAGUUAUUUAUAUUUCAACGCUCGUCCUCUUGUUCAUGAGGGAGAACCGGUGGUAGUAACCUGAAACUAUACAUUCAAACAUUGUCUGGAUCUGGAGGAGAACAAUCGGCUUCACGAGCAGGAAUGACAGGAAUCAAAGAAAAUAUGUGCGAAUGUAAUUAAGGUAAAGUCCACGCGAGAGGGCAAACUGACCCCGUGAGCGAUUUAUCAUUGGCAGGGGUGUUGUGAUGAAGCUUCAUGAGAAGAUUUUAACCCAUUACCUCUCGUGCACAUCUCCAGUGGAUAAAGAGGGAUAUCUCAACAAAAAGAAAAAACGAAAUGACACCUACCACCGGCGGUGGUUUGUCCUGAAGGCAAACUUGCUUUUUUACCAGGAGCGCCCAGCUGACAGACACCUGCUGGGUGUCAUUGUGCUGGAAGGGUGUGCUGUUCAGCACUCGGAGACCGAUGGACAUUUUACCUUCUCCCUGGUGUUUGGGCCUGGACUCAAAACUUACAGAUUUGCAGCAAUAGAUCGCCAGGGUCAAGAGAGUUGGGUGAAAGCUCUCCACUCAGCCAGCCACUGUUACCUCUCCAUGGUGGUGAAAGACCUAGCGAGACAGUAUGAAGAAGCUAAGCGGCAGCAAAGCCUGGGUGAGUCCCACCCCUCUGUCAGUGCCCUCAAGCUGCCCACAAACAGCUUCUUAUUCACCACAAUGCAGAAAACAGCAGUAGUCAGAGAGGGGAGGAGCUUCAGUGCCAGCACCCUUUUACAAGCACCUUCCAUACCAGCUAAAGUAGUGGCAAAAAAAUCCCCCAAACUCUGGACCAGGAGACAUGCUUGUGUCACACCUCUUAAUGGACCAGCACCUUUGUAUGGGGAGUGGCCUUUGGUGGGAUUUGACCUGUUCGAGGAUUUUAGCAAACUCCAUGAUUAUUAUGGCCAGGAAGUGAAGAAAGUGCGAGAGGACUGGCUGAAAAGUCGUCAAAAAGAAGAGGACCACACUGAUCAAGAUCUUAUUGACCUGGGGUGAAAGAAAAAAGAGUUUAAUGUUUCCUUAGGAGGAACUGAGAUGGGGUGAGUCAUGUGUGUCAAAGAGGAAGCGGGCCUGUUUUAGUAUUUUGACAUUUUUGGCAGACACCUGACAUCUGUCUGAUCAACGCCGGUCAUUUUUAGAUUAGCUUUAAACUCUUUGCAGAAAGUUCAGAUUUUCUAGAUUCUGUGAAGAAAACACACUGGAAUGUAAAGCAGGGUAGAUGCUGUUCAAAGGGGCCUUUUAUUUUUAUAUUUUAUGGCAAUAUUUUACACCUGUGAUUUUCUUGCUGUGGGACGCCCACCAUGAUGCAGUGUUAAAUAAAAGAGUAUUAUAUGAAAUUCACUGUACGAUCAAAUAAAACAUGUCUAUUGUUUUUUAUGACUUGUAACUGGUUCGUUGGCAUGUUGACACACAACUUUGAUGCACAAAAUACAAAUAAAAACAUAACUCAUAAGAGCCCCUUCUUAAAUCUACGCCUGUGAUUAACAGUGGUGGUAAGAAAGUCCAUGUCCUGAAGGAAGAUGAGCUUAAAUACCAUCCAAAGCAAAAGAAAGGAGAGAGUGCAAGCAUGAGUGUCACCGGUGAUUUGUGACAGAAGGAUGGCAGCAAGAGUGAAAGGGAAGGUUUAGAAGAUGGUAGCGAGACCGGCUAUCAUGUAUGGUUUGGAGAUGGUUGCACUGACAAAAAUACAAGAGGUGACAGAGUUGAGGAUGUUAAGCUUUUCAUUUGCAGGUUAGAAAUCAGUACAUCAGAGGGACAGAUCAGAAAGUCAGAGCGGCAAGGCUGAGGUGGUUUGGGCAUGUGAAGAGCAGGGAUUGUGGAUACACUGGACAAAGGGUGGAGGAAAGAAGAAAACCACAGAGAAGAUUCAUGGAUGUAGUGAAGGAGGGUUUCUGUGACAGAGGAGGUAGAUGAGCCUCUGUGGUGAUUUCUAAAAGGAGCAGCCGAAAGAAGAAGAAGCAGUGGAUGGAUGACUGAGAACCUGCACAGAGAAGAAGCAGUGGAUGGAUGACUGAGAACCUGCACAGAGAAGAAGAAGCAAUGAAGGAACAUGAACAGUAGAGGGAGCUGCAGGCACAGUGUGUGACUGACUGAUUUAUAGAAGCAUGCAAGAGACACAAAGAAUGCAGCUGGUGUUACAUAUUUAAGAAAAUUUACUGUCCUGCAACUUGAAAAACAACAACAGACACCUGAAGUGCUUUUGAAAUUCACUGAAUGGCGACUGAUGUAACACAAUCACAGAUGGACUCAAAUAACCAAAUAGAGUAACCUCAGACUGGACGGUGAUCAAACACACAUUAUGACAUUACAAACUCUCAUGUCUCCCGUGUCACUCCAAUUUGCUAAGACCGUCUUCCCCAUAGGUCAAGCAGGGAGCUUCUCCACAUUCCAGACCCUACAUACACACAUACCAAUCAUCCAGAAAUGAUAGAUGGCUUCUCAAGAGCGUGGUGGGAUGCGUCACAUUACAGCACAGGCACCUGCAAUGUACACACACAUCUGUAUGAAAGCAUUCCCUCGCCACAGCGGCGGUUAAACACAUUGUGCAGACGGUGAAGUCAGUAAACUGCAGCAGCUGACACAUCUGUGAAAAGUUUGAGAUGUUACAGCUCGUUUGCAUAUUUCUUAAGAAGUGCUUGACACUCGUGUCCAACUCGAAGGGCCAGUUUGAAGAAAACCACUUUGAUUUAUUAGUUUUUUUACCGAAGACCGAUUUUAAAGUCAUUACUUUUCCCUUUCAAAAAGACAAAUCUAUGAGGAAGCCAUUGAGUUGUUGUUAUUAUUUUCAGUCACAAUCACAUAAAGAACACGAAUAAAAAACCCAAACGCACACAGUGUUAAAACAACAGGCUAAAUGAUGUUUAAAGCAGAUACAGUGGUCACCAUAUGCUGAUAUUAGAAGCAAUGC